CAUCGGCAGCUUCCCACCGUGCCUUGCCACAGCAAAGUACGAACAACAAUAAUAGCAAAAGUAAUCAUUGGGAUGGAAAGUGGCUGGUUUCGGAAAUAAGUCCUCGCAGCGAAAAUUUCCUCUCGUACUGCUGGGUUCACUUUUCCUCGGGCACUGGCGCAUCGAAGGCAUCGCGAAACUUGAGUGGAAGUGAGUGGAAUGAUCUCUGCAUAAACAGUGAAGGAAACGAUGAGCACGGUAUAACUUGUGGUGGCGUAAAAUAUCGCAAUUAUCUAUCGGGGAACGCACAGUGUAAUACGCAACUCACGGGCCACGGAGGAAAGGGCCACCUCUCUGCUCUAACAAAGUGCCACUGUGGAAGCGGACUGCUAUGUAGGACUGUGCGUUAUUUACGUGUCGAAAGUUAUUGUGCUCUUCUUGUGCCAUCCAAGUGGCCCCGUGUGGUGGACUGUGGUGCUGUGUCGUGUGGUUCGGGAGUGAGGGCUACUGCGGUGCUUCUUUGUUGUCUGUAUUAUGUGUGCGGAGCCCCAGAAAGGUGGCGCAAACGGGUAGAGACGGAAGCAUAAAUAACACAUCCAUGAGUGAACGAGAGGCGAACGCAAGCACUGGUGCAAGUGUGUGUGUUGUUUUGCCACUGCUGCUGGUCGAAGGAAGCGAGCGCUCGUUGCUGCUGUCCCCCUGCUGACCAUCAAUCGCUGCCCCCCCCCCCCGCCUGCCUGUCACUUUCUUUUCGUCCGCCUCGUCCCGCCCCCGGAUCGGUUGGUGGAAAAUUCCCUCUGCACGGAGGCACACAAUUCCACCUGCAACCAGUGAACUCUCUUGUUGUUGGAGUGUUGUUGAAAGUAAAAUAGUAAAAAGCGUCACCCAGUCAGCGUUCCUGCCGUUCCGUGUCCGUUGGAGCAACUUUACCCCUGUCCCAUACGAUGGAUUCCUGUGCUGCCGUCGAGAAGGAGGUGGAGAAGGUGAUCAACAAAUUUUCCGCUAUUAACGAUCACUCCCAGCGCAUCAUCGGCGAUGUGAUUUCGCUGAUCGAGAAGCUUCGUUCGUCCAUCGCGGAAGGUAAAGCGGGCGUUCAGCGCUCCUCCCCAUAUUUGCCCUCUCAUCUGGUGCAGAAAUGUAUAAACACUCCAUUCCCUCUCCCCCCACCCCUUCCACUUUUAGGUAACCCCGACAGCAAAGUUACGGCCGGCCAGGUGGACGUGCUGAACGAGGCGCUCAGCAAGACGAAGGACAAGCUGCACCGUCUCACGACCGAGCACCGCGACCUGCACGGUACGGUCAGCAAGGUGGGCAAGGCGAUCGACCGCAACUUUGUCGCCGACUUUACGGCCACCUCGCGCACGGACGUGUUCCAGACGGAGCGCAACGUGAUGCUGCUGAACAAAAUCAUGGCCCAGCACUUCUACCGCCAGGGCAUGGACGACGUGGCGGACGCACUGAUCAAGGAGUCGGGCCUGCCGGCGGAGGACAUCGUGCCGGAACCGUACGCCGAGCUGCACCGCAUCUGGGAGGCGAUUCACACCGGCAAUCUGGCACCCGCCCUCGACUGGGCCGCCCGCUACUCGGCCGAGCUGGAUGCGCGCAACAGCACGCUCGAGUUCAAGCUGCACCGGCUGGCGUUCAUGCAGAUACUGAACGGCGGGGUGCAGGCGCAAACGGAUGCGAUCGCGUACGCCCGCUCCAACUUUGCCAAGUUUGUGCGGCGCUUCGAGAAGGACAUCCAGAUCCUGAUGGGGACGCUGAUCUACCUGCAGAUCGGCAUACACAACUCACCGUACAAGUACCUCACCGCGCCGGAGAUGUGGAUCGAGACGGCGGACGUGUUCCUCAAGGAUGCCUGCCAGCUGCUGGGCAUCAACAAGGAUUCGCCCCUGUCCGUGAUCGUGAACGCGGGCUGUACCGCGCUGCCCGCGCUGCUCAAUCUCAAGCAGGUGAUGAUGUCGCGCCAGGUGACGGGCAUCUGGAACGGUCGCGAUGAGCUGCCUAUCGAAAUUGAGCUAGAGCCGGACAAUCGGUUUCACUCCAUCUUCGCUUGUCCCAUUCUGCGGCAGCAGAGUUCGGAAGACAACCCGCCGAUGAAGCUGCUGUGCGGUCACGUCAUAUCCCGCGAUGCGCUUAACAAACUUAGCAAUGGACCGAUAUUAAAGUGUCCCUACUGCCCCAUGGAGCAGUGCCCAUCGGAUGCCAAGCUGAUCUACUUCUGAGCGCACCCGCUGCUACCCCUCCCACUAGACUCCCCUCCCCAUCCAGCUAGCGCAAUUAGAAUCGAGAUGGUACGCGAUGGAUCGCGUGGUUUAGGAAGUAGCGAAUGGAAAUUGGGAAGAAAAUGUAGCUUUGUAGCUUGUCCAGUGAAGAUGCAUGGAACGGCGGCACCACUAGUGUUUACUGCACACCUCGCUCGAACUGAAGGGGGGGAAUAUUAGGCGACACGGUAUAGGGAGUAUUUGUUGAACGAUGCAAAACACAAUGGUAAAAUUGGACGAAUGCGCCAGAAUAAUUUCGUUAAAGAUGGCACCAAACGCCAAGCUGAUAAAUGGCUCGAAAAAAAGAUGGAUGUGUUCGGAGAGAGGGAGAGAGGGAACAUAAAACUCCCAAACGUUUAGUUGGCGCGCUGUAUGCGCAGUAGGCUAGCGGAAUGUAGCUGUGGAAACGAUAUAGAAAGAAAGCAAAUGAAGAAAACACAAAGGAUUGGCAAACACAUUGGAUAGCAUGCCUGGCAAACUUCUUCCAGUAGUAGGCGCGUUUAUUAUUCGCUGUAUGUUCAUUUAGAUUUGCUGUUGUUUGUGUUUAUACUCAUAUAUUCGCAUAAAAAAACAC
Molecule: messenger RNA, 2817 nt
Organism: Anopheles gambiae (African malaria mosquito)
Lineage: Eukaryota; Metazoa; Arthropoda; Insecta; Diptera; Culicidae
Gene: Sou
Product: E3 ubiquitin-protein ligase RMND5A
Exons: 3
Coding region: 924-2204 (426 amino acids)
Biological process (GO): proteasome-mediated ubiquitin-dependent protein catabolic process
Cellular component (GO): GID complex; cytoplasm; nucleus
Molecular function (GO): protein binding; ubiquitin protein ligase activity
Source: RefSeq, a predicted model, not a curated record